This is a messenger RNA of Desarmillaria tabescens, 760 nucleotides long. Its product is annotated as ribosomal protein L5 domain-containing protein. The transcript is spliced from 4 exons. NCBI's taxonomy places the organism in Eukaryota, Fungi, Basidiomycota, Agaricomycetes, Agaricales, Physalacriaceae. The record is from RefSeq and is a predicted model, not a curated record. Gene Ontology annotation, biological process: translation. Bases 54 to 584 code for a protein of 176 amino acids. Gene Ontology annotation, molecular function: RNA binding; structural constituent of ribosome. Gene Ontology annotation, cellular component: cytosolic large ribosomal subunit; ribosome.
CAUUAUUUCCUCGCACAAGAUCCUUCAACGACAUCGACAAAACCGACAACAAAAUGGCCGACACGAAGGCGACGCCCACCAACCCUAUGAAGGAGCCCCGGAUUGACAAACUUGUCAUCAACAUCUCCGUUGGUGAAUCUGGUGAUCGUCUGACCCGUGCAUCCAAGGUCUUGGAACAGCUCACUGGUCAAACACCAGUCACCUCCAAAGCCCGUUACACCGUCCGUACCUUCGGUAUCCGUCGUAACGAAAAAAUUGCCGUCCAUGUAACGAUUCGGGGCCCCAAGGCUGAGGAGAUUUUGGAGCGUGGCUUGAAGGUGAAGGAGUACGAGCUGAGACGAAGGAACUUCUCCGAGACGGGAAACUUUGGUUUCGGUAUCCAAGAGCAUAUCGACUUGGGGGCUCGGUAUGACCCUGGUAUUGGUAUCUUCGGUAUGGACUUCUACGUGGUGAUGGGACGUCCUGGUGCUCGUGUGGCAAGGCGGAAGCAGAAGAAGGCCCGCAUUGGCUUCACCCACCGUAUCAAGAAGGACGAUACGAUGGCAUGGUUCAAGCAACGAUUCGACGGCAUCAUCUUGAAAUAAAUGUUUUCGCCUCUUUGCUCUACUAUGCCUUAUGAUACAUAUGCUCGUGUGUUAUAUUGCAUUUUCAUUCAUCAAGCCACACAUCGGGUAAUGCGUGAGACUUUAGAGGAACCAGAAUUUUAGCCAGCAAGUGGUGGCACUGGCGAUUUCGCAUGUACGGCGAAAGCCUGUUUAAA